GAGCCAGAGCCAGAGCCAGAGCCGGCCCACCGCGAUCGACCGCGGCCACCCCGGCGGACACCGCGCCUCCGGCCGGGCGGGGGCAGCGGAGCGAGGCGGGGCCCCGAGGCCGCCCCGCCCCAUCCUCGGGGAUGCCGGGAUGUUUACGGGCCUGACAGGAGCGGCGGGGGGUGGAGAGCAGGUCGAGGCUGCUGCCGGUGCCUGCGCCGUCCGCCAGGAGCCCCGCUAGGCGCCCGCUGCCAGCGCCGGCGCGGCUCCGGGCUCGAGGCGCCGAAGAAGCCGGGGAGGAGCGGCGGCCGGUCCCGGUCUCCCGCGCCAGGAGCAGGCGGAGCCAGGCUGCCCGGUUGUUUAGGAGAGAACUCAAGUAUUCCAGUGCUGUAGAAAUUCUAUUUAAACUACAGACUUGCACUGUCUUGAGGGAGAUGAAAUGCAGUGGAAAACAGUCAUUAGUUCAUGGCCUAUGGAAAACUUAGGCAGAGGAAGGAAAACUGUGAUGGAAAGAGGGAAACUUACAAGCAAGUCUGACAACUUUAAAGACAUAAAGGACAUUGUUGUGUGAUAGAAUGGAUGAACAAUCACAAGGGAUGCAGGGGCCUACUGCUCCACCAUUUCAGCCACAGAAAGCCUUACGACCCGACAUGGGCUACAAUACCCUUGCCAAUUUCCGAAUAGAGAAGAAGAUUGGCCGUGGGCAGUUCAGUGAAGUUUACAGAGCAACCUGCCUGCUGGAUGGGGUACCAGUGGCUCUGAAGAAGGUUCAGAUAUUUGAUUUAAUGGAUGCCAAAGCCCGUGCUGACUGCAUCAAGGAAAUAGAUCUUCUUAAGCAACUGAAUCAUCCAAAUGUAAUCAAAUAUUAUGCCUCAUUCAUUGAAGACAAUGAACUGAACAUAGUGUUGGAAUUGGCAGAUGCUGGAGAUCUCUCUAGAAUGAUAAAGCAUUUUAAGAAACAGAAGAGGUUGAUUCCUGAAAGAACAGUUUGGAAGUACUUUGUUCAGCUUUGCAGUGCCUUGGAACAUAUGCAUUCUCGUCGUGUUAUGCAUAGAGAUAUAAAGCCAGCAAAUGUGUUCAUUACAGCUACAGGAGUAGUAAAGUUGGGAGAUCUUGGACUUGGUCGAUUUUUCAGCUCCAAAACCACAGCUGCACAUUCUUUAGUUGGUACACCUUAUUAUAUGUCUCCAGAGAGAAUACAUGAAAAUGGUUACAACUUCAAGUCUGACAUCUGGUCUCUAGGCUGUCUGCUGUAUGAGAUGGCUGCACUGCAGAGUCCCUUUUAUGGUGAUAAAAUGAACUUGUACUCCCUAUGCAAGAAGAUAGAACAGUGUGACUACCCACCUCUCCCUUCAGAUCACUAUUCAGAGGAACUGCGACAAUUAGUUAAUAUGUGCAUCAACCCGGAUCCGGAGAAGCGCCCAGACAUCACCUACGUGUACGAUGUAGCGAAACGGAUGCACGCACACACCGCCAGCAGCUGAACAGCCAGCAGAGCCCCAGGAAAGGAGCAGCAAGAACCAAGUGCUUUAAAUAAAUCAUCCCACCUCUCCGUGUGUGUUACACAAAUGUAAUUAUUUGGAGCUUACUGUUGUGCUUGGAAUUGUAAACCAAUUUAUAUACAAGCUUUGUUGUUUUCUGUUUAUUUCUGGGUUUCGUAUUUUUUACUAACUUGCAGUUUUACAACAGGUUUAAAUAUGUAAAGCAUAAUUUUAAGAUGCUGUGAACCGCUGUUUCCAUGUUAGUGGGUUCAAGUAUACUUUCUGUAAUAACAAAAUUGUAUUCAGUUGGGCCUCAGUUCUAAAACACAGUUGCACUUUUGCACAUGAUACAGAUAUUAGGCUUAAUAUCAAGAAGCAAAAUGUCUGAAUCUUUCACCUUUCUAGUAAUUUAUGGAAAGUAUGAAUCAGCACAGUUAACUUUAUUUUAAUCUUUGUUCCAAGAGGAACAUAAUUAUUACAGGAGCUUACUGUAUUUUAUAUUGAAUUGUAGUUUGCAGUUCUUGCUGUAUGAGUAGACAAGGAAUAGAAUUAGUUCUCUGCUUGCCAAAUGCAAUGGAAAAAUAAUUUCAGGAAAAAUUGUCAUGCUGAAACUUUUGUAACGUCCCCUUUUGAUUUGUUAGUCUCUCAUAAUACACAAAACAUUUGUUGGAGGUUUUCUGGGAAAAUUUAAGGUGUUGAUUCAGCAAUCGGGUCAUUUUCAAUAGACUUGUGCAGCAUUGCCCUGGGGCAAUGGGAGUCUGCAUAGUUCAGUCUUAAAAACAUGCAGAUGCUUCUUGUAGCCAAUAGGGUUCUUUUGUGGCUGUUCUUUGAGCAGGUCUGAUUAAAAGAUGUGAUCUUUAAGUUACAACUUCCCAACUGUUUGUGUAUAUGUCACUGUUUGUAGAUUUUUUGUGUUUAAAAUAAUUCAAGUGACCUUACAGUAUAUUUAAAUUUUAUUUUUUUCUAAAUACUGAGAUCUUUUGGCAAAGAUAUAAUAGUCUAGUAUAGCACAAAAUAUAUUCUACAUAAAUAUAUGAUCUUUGUAUACUGUAUCCUGAGACUUAGUUUUAUAUUUAGCAGAAGUAAAUUAUAGCUUUUAUGUUGAAGAUAAAGUUGCCACGCCUUAAUUUGGAAAAUAAUUAUAUAUGCAAACUGUCUUACAGAUACUUUAUUCGUUUAAAAGGAAAUGCUGAAUAUUUUUGUUAGACCUUAGUGCCUUUUGGGGUAUGCUUAUAUAUUUUUGUUGUUAAGGAAGGAAUGUGUCUUGUUUUUAAAUGUGGUAAAAAUGGAGAGUGAAAUGAAAUUCCUUGAGUUUCAAGACUGAACUUUUUUGUGGAACUGUCAAAAGGUAAUUAUUAUCAGUGAUAGCAGCUAGGGAGCUGUUACUGUCAGUUAAGUCUUUUUCUUUAUGGGGGUAAACAGUUAGUUCAAAUAAAAGCAGAAGUAUGUACAUAUAUAUAUAGAUUCUAGAUGCUGUCACAUCCCUGCAUUCUCAGAUUUUUUUUUUUGCUAGUUUGUUUCUCUGAGCAGCUGUAAUUUUUAUUUUAUAUAAUGCUCAAAAAAUAAAAAAAAUCAUAUGUGGAGUUUGUGUUCAAGGCAGGGUCAGGAUUGUUUUUGGUUUUGUAUUUUUUAAAACUAUAAAUACUAUGAAAAUUGUGUUUGGAAAAAGAAAAGGGGAGAUUUUAGAUGGUGUAUGCCAGAUCAUCAGCUUAUCUUAAUACAUACUUUUUUAUUUUUUGCUUCCAGGUUUUCUUGGACAAAUUGUAUGAAAAUGUAGUUUUAUUUCUCAAUUCUGUGUGCACUUAACCUUAUAGAACUUCAGUGGAACACUUUGUUGGAAAGAAGUAUUUGAGAAACUUUGGUUUGUGUUUAGCAACCUCUAGAUUUGUUUUCAUUUGUUUUCAUCAUGGUUAUAUAAUUUAAAACUUGUUGGUUAUAUUCUGUAACAAUGUUUCACAUGUCGUAGAAUGAAAUGCUUUGUAUUGAAAAAGGCAGCACAAUAUUUGCUUGACUGCCAGAAUUAGUUCUUAAUUUGCACAAGUACUCAAUUUUUUUUUUUCUGAAAUGUGCUAGAACAUCUAAAAAUCACCGAAAAGCCCCCCAGUGCAAUGCAGGCUAUUUGUAUCUAAUAUUAUGCAUAAAGUAUUGAACUUUUCCUGCCAGAAACUGCUGAUAGAUAUCCCUCCCCUGGAAGGAUAUGCUGAGUAAAAGAAUAAUGAGUUAAGAGUUAGCAAAUGUGCAUACUUAAGCAUUUAAUUUUUUUUAGCAAUGUGGGGGUUUCUUUUUAGUACUUAUCAUUAAAUAUUGUGCUGAGGAAAAGAAAUAGUGACUUAAAAAUCUUUGAAAUGAAUGGUGCACCUGAGUUUGGUACCUGACUUCUGUAAUUAAAAAGGCAGUGUGCGUUAAUAGAACUGCUUACAUAAUUGGGGAUUGUAGAAUCUCUCCCUAAAGUGAAGUACCUGGUAACAUAUUAAAAUGGUAAGUCUUGUUAUAACACUCCAAUGUGCUUAUAAAAUGUUUUCUAAACCACCAUCCUAUUUUUCAUAUGUUGAUGAUAAUAUUUGACACUAUUUAUUUUAAGCUAUGGCAUUAUGUGUUUAUUUUCUUUAAAGAAAACAUGUUACAUUUCUACCCAAAAGUGUCUGACCAGCUCCUCCUUUUAUUUCAGUAAUGCUCCAGUAUUAACUUGUGUCAGGGGUGAACUUUUUUGUGCUUUGCAUAAAAUUGCAUAAAAUCCCUUUGUCUCAAAAGCACCCUUGCUGUGCAGUAGUUCAGUAGAAAUAAAACAUACAGAUAUUAAAUGUAGUGUAAAAAUUAUAGUGUUUCUAUAUUUUUCAAACUUUUCUUGUUUAGAUUUAUAAAUAUAAUGUUACAGUAGAUGCUGCCUCUCGUGUGAACAACUUACUGCUUCCAGUAGUUGAUUCUAGGUGAGAUUUUUGACUAUAACAAAAGAUAGUACACAAAAAAAAAAUCAUUUUUGUAUUAUUUGUUAAAAGAUUAUCUAAAAAUACUACAUCCGGUUUGUUGUGUGUUUUAAACUAAAAUUUGAAACUAAAAUUUUAAGCUAAAUUUAAAAAUAUUUUCAAUAUUGAAAUAUGCGAUAAAGCAUAAAAAUAACAAAGAGCUCCCAUUAUGACCCCAGUCCUGUGAGCUCUUGAUUAUAUUUCAGCUGGGUUUUAUGUAAUUUCAGUAAUUUUGAGUGAAUCACAUCUACACACACAAAUAAACAGUAAUCAGUAGGGUAGAUAGAAAUGAUGUGCUCAGCUCACUUUGUAUACUCUCUGCGUGUCACUGCUUUGGUAGCAGGGAAUAAUUUGGGUUUUUUCCCCUGUUUUGUUGCACUCCUAAUGAUCCAGCUCCCAAUUGUAUGAGCAGGCAAUAGAAGUGUGUUGUCUUUUUGUAAUGAGCAGAAACUUUAAAAACAUGCCAGUAUAGCAGAAGAUGAAAUGCAGUAUUAGAAGUGUCUGAGAAGGCUGGUGUUUUAUUCAUGCUCAUGAUUAAGAAAGCCAUAGAGUGAAAUUCUUGACAGAGGCUUGGAAAUGGAGAAGAACUUUUAUGCCAGUGGUUCUCAGAUAACUCUGAGUGGGACCCAAAAUCGCAGUGAUGUUUGUUUGCAGCAGUCUUGUCUGCUUAGUCUCUUCUCUUUGCUGUUAUGCAGCUCAGUUGGAGUGUUGGUGAAUGCUGCAUUGGCUGUGUGACCUGGUAGGAACAGGAGGUGACGUGAGGGAGAGCCAGUGAAGGCCUUCUGGUCUUGUUUUGUGAAGACAGAAGGGUGCUGGAUGGCAGAGGUCAAAUCACUGUUUUUUCAUAGUUUUUAAUAGUUUAUCUACUUCAACAGUCAAAAUUUUCGCAACCCAGCCAUAUCCCCACAUUACCUAGCCAGUGGCAGUGUUGGCAGUGGCCUUUUGAAUUGCUGAUCUCUGGGUUGAUCUGGUUGAGCAAAUCUUUCUGGCAAGGAGGGAAAUAGAGGUGUGAACCCUGCUUGGUGGGGUGCUACUUAUGUUUCUGAACAUUACUCAAAUAUAGAUGUUUAGAGUUGUUUUUUUAAAAUGAUUCCCUUCUCUGAGCCUUUAUUCCCUUCUCUGAUACUUUUAAAAAGGUAUUUGCCAUUCAUAUUCACUACUGAAGUUCAAUGACUCUUGGCUUCUGCUUUGUCAGUCCUGUUGUCAGCCCUUACCCUCUUCCUGGUUUGAAGUCCUCUGUCUAGUUUUCCUAGUGGCCAUUAGUUUGCAUCUUUCUUUGUGUGUUUGCUAAACUCAACCCAUUUCAGUCUUUUCAAAUUUUAUCCCUCCCCAUGGGCAAACCCAGUUCCUUUCCCCUGAUCAGUGCUUUAAUCCUUUGUUUUUCAUUCUGUUUUUCCAGCCCAGUGCCUGUGAUUUCCAGUUUUAGAUAGAUUUUCUUACUGCCUCAGUCAUUCCCAUGACCUUGUCUUUACUAAAUACUGUUCACUUUAUUCUCUCUCAUUUCUAAAUUCCCUUUCUCUGAUCACUACCUGCUCUCUUUCAGCUUAUCUGUCUUUCUCUCUUCUCCACCCUGUCACUCACUCCUUUUGGGAUCUCCAGUCUAUUAACCUUUUUGACUCCUUCGUCUUCACUGCUGCCUCCUUCCUUCAUUGGCCUCACUUCUUUUUACUCACUUGUCUUUAUUUUUAUCUCUGUCUGCUUCGCUGUACAUGGUUUCCUUGGCUGCUUCUCACACUGUCCUGUCUCCAUUUCUCCCUCCAGACAUAAUCCCUUGUAAUUUCUUAAUUUCUGUUCCAGCCUUUCUGAAUAUCAGUUUGCCCCUUUUAUUUCUGUAUCUUUUAUGCCUCUCAUUCCUUUCAUUGAAUUACUUCUUCCUUCAGUAGCAACCAAGUUGCUUUUUUCAUCUGUCUUUAAGGACGUGGCACCAUCAUCGUAACUGUUUCUGGUUUUUAAUACUUUGUCCUUUUUUUCUCCCUGUCAUAUGAUUUCAUGUACCUAAACACCCUCUCUCCAGUUUGUUUUUGGAUUUUUUAAAUGUUGCACUUUAUUUGAAUUCCCCAAAAAUCCAGUGCUUCCCUGCCUAGUCUGGUUCUCCCAUGGUUCUAUCUCCAGAUUAUUCUGUUUGUAUCCAGCCAGCCUCAGACCUGUUCAGAUUCAAAGGUCUAAUUUUUAUUUCUGACUCCCUCUAGACUAUUUUCUAACAUCCCUGACAAUUUUACUUGCCUGUUUUCUGAGGCCACAACCUUUCUAUCUCUGACACUUCUCCCAUGCCUGCGUAUCAAAUGUCUCAGAGUUAGAUGUAUCAGAAUCCAGCCCUCUUCACUAUCUGUUCUUUCUUUUAUCUUCACUGAUUUAACCUCUGUGUCAUUUUGGCUUCUUUUCUCCCUUCAAAGUAUCGAAUUUGACAGGACUAAACUGUCAUUGGGCUUUCACUGUUUUGUGUGCUGAAGAAGGAACUCCACCAAAUUACUUAUUUUGUGUUUUAAAGAGACCUGAAUCCCACAAAUCUGAUCUUAUUUCUGUACUGUAGAGUUGGAAUAGAUUGUUUCUCCAAGUACGUCAAAAGUCCUCGAAUUUGGGCCUUUAGUUUUCUGUCAUUUCAGAUAAAGAAUUUUUUUCCUUAAUUGCUUUGUAUUUACUGUAUGUAACUUUGUCUUGUUGCUGCACGUACAGCUAACAGUUGUUUUCCUGCUAUAGCAACUUGAUUUCAGUGCUUUUAACUAUUGCUUGAAAUAAGGAAAUGCCUAAGAGCUUCCCUGGCUGGACCCAGAGUUGGGCACAGCGCUGCUCUCUGUUGCUGUGCCAUCCAGCCCCUCCAGGUACAGGACUGACUUGGUGCUCUCCUGCUCCUCUACCCAUACUGCCCUAACCAAAGCCAAACCAAAGCUGCUUCUGUGGUGGGUGCGUGGUUUUCUGUGUGGGUGCACGAUCUGAUUCCAUACUUUUAGCAGGCUUUCAGAGGUGGAAGAUUCUAUGUUUGCAGAGAUUCACUGUUGGUCAAAUUGUCUGGCUUUUGCUCAUAAUUAUCCUGAGAUAUGUUGAGAUUGAGAAAUGAAAAUCUCUGUAAAACUGAGAAGUUUGCUGUUUUGGAACUGGAGGCUAUAGAGUUGAAUGUUACAUUUGGUGUGGAUAUACACACAUUUAUUGACUUUUUAUUUACACCAGAGUAAUUAUUUUGUUUUAGAGGAUCAGUUGUUUGCUGGCACAAAAAAAAAAAAUCUAGUACUUUUUAGGUUUUAUAUUUAUUCCUUGUUCCCUGCCUGUAUCGCACUGUGCAGUUCUUCUACAGCUGCCUUAGUGGUGGUGUCGGCCUUACUUCUUUUGUCUAAUUGCAAUUUUCUGUCAAAUGGAAUUAAAAAUAGGAAAUUGAGUCCUUCCUGAUAGUUCCACUUGCUUUUCAUUUAAAGCCUAGCAAUGGAUAGAGGUCUCAACCUGGAUAAAACAGAUGUUCUGGGAUUCCUUACUUCCUUUCCACCUCCUGGUCCCUGUUUCUCUGUCUUCCCUGGGACACUUGCAGGGAAUACGGCACCGCCAGCGUAUCAAGCCAAUAGAAGCGUGGACAGGAGAUCUCCCAGCUGAAAAUGACUAGGAAUAUACUUGGUGUUGUUAUAUGGCUGAUAAUUGCAAAUGUGGAAAGAGCAAUUUAAAAAAAAUCUGUGUUCGAUGUUACAAAAGGAAUCUUAAAUUAUGCAAAGGCCUUUUAAUGUGGUGUUGGUCUUCUUCAGUAGACUUAAUUUGCUGCUUGUUCCUUUGAUUUCAGUCAUGCUGGACUGUUGUAAAGAUGAUUCAUUAAAGAUGAGUGUUUUUUGUUGGAAGUGGGGAAGACAGGAGGCAUUCACUGGUUUGUUUGUAUUUGGCUGCUGAUUGUGCUUGAAUCAAGUUUUAUAAUCAUUCAGAUUGGAAUGGACCUUGAGAGAAGGCUCUAGUCCAGCUUCCUGCUGAGAGCUGAGUCAGUGCUGAAUUCAGAGCAGGGCUUUAAGGCUUCAGCAAGAUCUAGAAACCCUCAAGGGAGGGUAACUGAGCAGCUUCUGUGGGCAGCCUGCUCCAGUGCCUCACUGUAAACCUUGUUUGCCUUGUGUGCAGCCAGAAACUCCUCAGUUACAAGUUGUGGCCAUUAUUUUUUCUUCUGCCACUCCUCAAAUGUUCUUUAUAUUGCAAAAAGGUAAGUCAAGUAUUGGGACAAAGAGAGAACUUAGGAUGUUUUAUUUUCUGAAAAUUUGUUAUUGCUAACAAAUAUGUUCAUGUAGUACUUCUGCAUCCUGUAUGACGUGUAACCCAUAUUCAUUUGCAACUCGAGUGUAAAAUAAAACUUUUGGCAGUAAAACUUGAUACAAACA
Vidua chalybeata is the source of this 8769-nucleotide messenger RNA. It is a transcript of the gene NEK7, whose product is annotated as NIMA related kinase 7. The record is from RefSeq and is a predicted model, not a curated record. Gene Ontology annotation, biological process: protein phosphorylation. NCBI's taxonomy places the organism in Eukaryota, Metazoa, Chordata, Aves, Passeriformes, Viduidae. Gene Ontology annotation, molecular function: ATP binding; protein kinase activity.